CGAGGCAUCUACACUCUUCCGCUCUAUCGACUUCCUCCAGCCAACGAAUACCUCCGUCAUCACAUCAGACACUUCGAGUAGUUACAUCCAGCUCUUCUGAGGUCAGACGCUGCCCGACCGCGACCCCCAACCCAACACAACAGCGGUACCAAUUGUUAGGCCGCCCGCCACUCGCUACAAACCUAUCCACGACAUCAUUGCUCUUACAAUCGUUUCGACUCAAUCUCUCCAUACGCUUCCGAUACCCGACAGCGACCGAGCGACAAACCAGCUGGAACUCGCGCGCCGAGGUUGAUAUUACAAGUUCACAUUCUUAGUACUCGGGAGCAAGUCGCCCGCUGGUGGCGAUUAGCUAGAAAAGAUGGCGAGCUCCUUUGAAAAGUCCGUCAAGGGCGCAACCAAAAUCAAGGCCGCACCUCCCAAGACGAAGUACAUCGAGCAUAUUCUUAUCGCGACACAUUCGGGUGAGGCGGGAGUUGGAGAGGUCUUUAGGGUACUGCAGACUCGGUUGCGCGAUUCAACAUGGACCGUUGUCUUCAAGAGUCUGAUUACCGUACACCUCAUGAUCCGAGAGGGUUCGCCAGACGUUACCCUAGCAUAUCUUGCUAAGCACCGGAGUAUGCUGGGUCUGGGCAUGAUAUCAGAUGUUCAAACACAAGGCCGAAACAUCCGUCAUUACUAUGAUUACCUUACCGAAAGGGUGCGAGCGUAUCGUGACACAAAGAUUGACUGGGUUCGAGGCAGGGAGAACCGGUUGGAGAAGCUCUCAGUCGAAAAAGGCUUGCUACGAGAGACAGAAUCUGUUCAGAAGCAACUCACAGCGUUGCUCAAGUGUGAUGUCAUGGACAAUGAACCAGAAAACGAAAUUACGGUUACCGUGUUCAGGCUCUUGGUUUUAGAUCUUCUUGCCUUGUUCCAAGCUCUGAACCAGGCCAUGAUCAAUAUUCUCGGCCACUUUUUCGAAAUGUCAAAGCCUGAUGCCGAGAGAGCUAUGGACAUCUACCGGAAUUUUGCUCGUCAAACCGAUUUUGUGGUACAGUACCUCAGUGUCGCUCGGCAAUAUGAACACCAUACUAGAGUUGAGGUUCCCAAGCUCAAGCACGCACCUGUGAACUUGGGACGGCAGCUGGAGGAUUAUCUGAAGGAUCCCGACUUCGAGAUUCACCGGAGGCAGUAUCUGGCCGAGCUGGAGGCGAAGAAGAAAGGGGGUUCAUCCUCGGUAUCAAAGUUCCCCAAAGCAGAGUCAUCCACGAAGAAUACUGCCUCAGGGACCACAAGCACCAAAGAAGAGUCAUCCAGGCCGGCAAUUCCUAUCAAGUCGGCGGAUGCCAACCUCAUCGAUUUCUUCGACUCGAUCGAGCAAAACCAGACGCAAAUGGCUGUCCAGGCACAACCACAGCUUCAGCAAACCCAUGGACAGAUGCAAGUGAGCGCGAACCCUUGGGCACAGGCCGCUUUCCAGCCUCAACCCACUCAGCCGUUUCAAGCCAACGAUUUUGCGGCUCAGGCUGCCUUCCAACAAGCUUUCCAGCAGCAGCAACAACAACAACAGCAACAGCAGCAGCCAGCAAUGGAUACUUAUGGUCAAGUUCUGCAGGCUCCUCAGCAACAGAUGCAACCGUCUUUUACGGGAGCUGGGUAUGGUGGCUUUUCUCCCCAGCAACAAGGCUUCCAGGCCACCUCGUUGUCUCUUGUUUCCCAGGAUCCCAUGGCCAAUUUCCAGACGGCCACAACCACCGGCUUCUCCGGUCUUCAGCCACCACAGCAAGUCACCAACCCUUUCCGACAAUCUAUGAUGAUGAACCAACAACAAACGGGAUCUCCAUUCUCGCCAGCGAACAACUCCCCUUUCCAGCAGCAACAACCACAACAACAGCAACAGCAGCAAAUGCAGCGUCCUGUGACUGCACAGUCUACCAACCCAUUUGCUCGCGCGUCUCCUCAGGCGGCACAACCCUUCGCUUCUCCUCCAGCCAACUCGCCUUUCCAGUCGGCUCCACCGCAACAACCACAGCCGACUGGAACCAACCCCUUCGCGAGGGGCUUCGCGGCUUCCCAGUCGGUCCAACAACAACAGCAGCAGCGCCCCGUCACUGCUGGUGGCCCACUUCUUCCGACGCCAACGGGCAGCACAAAUCCUUUCCGUCAGGGUGCGUUCGUGAACCAUGCUACCGGCAUGGGGUGGCAACAUAACCAACAGCCUAUAGGGGGCGGGCUCGACCAACUCGAGACAAUCCCGGUGUUUCCGAGGCCAGCACAGCAAACGCCAUGGCAGCAAUGAUGAGCGGUUGUAUUCUCUGACAGCCGCGUAACGCUAAGCUCUCUUCAUCUUGGAUUUCAACGGCUAUACGGGCAAGCGUAUGUCGUUGACAGGCGCACUACCCCGCUUUUCUGUCAUUUUGUUGUCUUAGUUUUGGCUUGUCUGGUUUGUUCGGGAUGACACGAACCGGCAAGUCACGCAUCUAGCGCGGCGUUCCUUAUGCU
Neurospora hispaniola is the source of this 2484-nucleotide messenger RNA. RefSeq names its product ANTH domain-containing protein. The transcript is spliced from 5 exons. The coding region runs from base 362 to 2281 and encodes 639 amino acids. Gene Ontology annotation, molecular function: clathrin heavy chain binding; SNARE binding; phosphatidylinositol-4,5-bisphosphate binding. Lineage: Eukaryota; Fungi; Ascomycota; Sordariomycetes; Sordariales; Sordariaceae. Gene Ontology annotation, cellular component: clathrin-coated vesicle; clathrin-coated pit. The record is from RefSeq and is a predicted model, not a curated record. Gene Ontology annotation, biological process: clathrin coat assembly; clathrin-dependent endocytosis; vesicle budding from membrane.